Messenger RNA from Electrophorus electricus (electric eel), 2658 nucleotides. RefSeq lists its product as uncharacterized. Gene Ontology annotation, molecular function: actin filament binding. Gene Ontology annotation, biological process: regulation of cell shape; actin filament organization. The record is from RefSeq and is a predicted model, not a curated record. Lineage: Eukaryota; Metazoa; Chordata; Actinopteri; Gymnotiformes; Gymnotidae.
GCUUGUAGCAGGACGAAAGCGCAGCACCUCGUCGCCCGCGUGCCCGGUCACCGGAUGGAGGGUACGUUUCUCUUAAGUGUGCACGCGGGAAAACGUGACGAGCAGUGAUCGCACCUGGUGAACAUCCGUUUAGCCAAGCUGUGUGUAUACUAAAAGACGGAGGAAAUUGUGAAAACUGUCCACAUCUGAAGAAUAGUGCCCUGCGCAGAAGGGACGUCCCGGGGUGGAACGUAUUAGAGAUGGCAGACGUUAGACGUGUGCUGGAGGUUGAGAAGAUCUCUGUACCUGCCCCGGUAGGGGUCAUGGGUGGAGAGGUACCUGCGGAGGUCCCGCAGGCGCCCAGGGAGCCAGGUAGUCAGACUAUGACCGUAGCAGACAGCUCCGUGUUUUACAGCGGAGAUGAAGAAAUUCCACAAGCGGCGCUUGGUUCUUCUACCUCCAUGCCUGUAGAAUGCAACUGGCCUGCAGGACUCGAGUCCGUUUCCCAGGUUCGGGAUUUAGGAGCAGAGGAGUCAGGGCAGUCCGUGUGUGGCAGUAUCGGGCCAACGGAAGAAGGCCACGUGUAUCACAGUGCUUCAGUGAUGAAGGACGUGGAGAAUUCGAUCGCGAAUAACGUGAGUCAUGUCACAUCUCCCGUGACUGCUCAGGCAGCGGAACGUGAGUCUGAAGCAGCGGUUAACAUCAGCAUGGCCCGCAGUGAUGAGCUCUUAGCAGUACAACACACAAUGGCUGCUGCAGGUGAAGCUGCACAGUUGCAUGUGGAGGACAAGAAGCAGAUGGAGCAGAGCCUGCUGUCGUACACGCUGACGGAGGCUCCCCUACAACCGCAGGCAGAGCAGGCAGGAGAAAUCCCGGAGAGAGGAGAGAGCAGUGACGCACACGAACAGGUCGGCGACAUUAUGCUUCCUGCCUCCGCCUCGCCUGGAGAUGAACUAGGUGUCUAUUCAGUGUGUAAUGGCAACAGUGUUAGAGCCAGACUUAACAUCUCAUUUAACCACUUAACCCACGAGAAGUACGGAACUGUCUCAUACAGGCAGAUUCGCAGAGGCCACACCCGACAGAGGAUCGAGGAGUUUGAGUCUAGAAUGCAGCUGUGAAAAUCCUGGAGAAGAGCAUCAUACCAUUCACAUUGGAUUUCACGAGUUUAAGAAUCAAAAUUUGGUCAAGUAAGCUUAAGCCUCAACAGAUUUUAUAACAAAGAGCAUCAGGCAGCAAACGAUUGUUUGAUUGUUAAGUUGCAGCUUAUUUGGUUUUGCAUUGAAUCAACAUGUAAUAUAUGACCAAAUGAUCUGGAACUUCAUAACAAUUCAUUAGCUGUCUAAAGUCAUGCACCUCUCUUGUAGAUUACUAGAGCAUUUGUGCAGCUCAUUGCACUGUAAGCUCGAAUAAGAUACCGCAGGUGACUUGAUAUUGUAGCUUGUCUGCAGUGCUGGCAUGUAUGCAGUUCUGUGUCUUAUAAAGCCGUGUACAUUAAAAUAAAAAUGAUCACUGAUAUAAUAAUGCUUUGUAAAAUGUAUGCAGAAUUUUGUCCAAAGCAUUUUUAAAGAUUGACAUUAACACAUUGUAAUAUUGAACAGUAUGUGGGCAAGUGAGAAAAAAAAUCUAUACUAUUAUUUUAUUACUAUAAUGUAAUCACAGUGUAGUAACACUACUGUGCAAUGAGCAUCUCUUAAGAUUAUAUUUAAUCUGGAUAUAAACAGAGAUGUGUGAAAUUAAAAAGGUGACAACCGAAUCUACACUUGAGAUGGAGUUCAUUUAAGAUGUGCUGUUGUAUUAUUUAAUAUACUGUGCAGUCUGUAGCAAACAUUUUUAUCACUAGCAUAUUACAGUGAAACACUGGCCAAUAAUGUGUAGUGCAAAAUGACAUCUGAAAUAUGAUCGCAUUAACAAAUUUAAAGCCAUCACAGCCACCGCCUCACAAUGGGACCAAAAGUAUCUUAGACAAAUCUACAUAAUAUUAACCAAUAUUAUACCAGUAAUAAUAGGACAAAUUAGAAGAGUACAAAUAUUAUUACUAGAAUAUACCAUCACUGGCCACUUUAUUAGCUACACCUUCCUAGUACUGGGUUAGACCUCCUUUUGCCUUCAGAACUGUCUUAAAUGGCAUAGACUCAACAAGGUACUGGAAACAUUUAGAGAUUUUGGUCCAUAUUGAUGUGAUACCAUCAGACAGUUACUGCAGAUUUGUCAACUGCAUAGCCUUGAUGCAAGUCUCCCAUUCCACCACAUCCCAAAGGUACACUAUUGGAUUGAGGUCUACUGACUGUGGAAGCUAUUUGAGUUCAGUGACCUCAUUGUCAUGUUCAAGAAACCAGCUUGAGAUUUGAGCUUUGUAACAUGGCAUGUUAUCCUGAUGGAAGUAGCCAUCAGUAGAUUCGUACACCGUGGUCAUAAAGGGUUGGACAUGGUCAGCAAUAAUACUCAGGUAGACUUUGGUAUGGUAGGUAGGUAGACAUUUGAAUGUUGCUCAGUUAGUAUUAAGGGGCCCAAAGUGCGCCAAGAAAAUAUUCCUCUAACCAUUAUACCACCACCAGCCUGAACUGCUGAUACAAGGCAGGAUGGAUCCAUGCUUUCAUGUUAUUUACAACAAGUUUUGACCCUACCAUCUGAAUGUCAGAGCAGAAAUUCCAUCAGUCUCAUUAAACAAUUUUUCCAAUC